Messenger RNA from Marchantia polymorpha subsp. ruderalis, 1706 nucleotides. The record is from the annotation of a GenBank genome assembly. Lineage: Eukaryota; Viridiplantae; Streptophyta; Marchantiopsida; Marchantiales; Marchantiaceae.
CCACAAGCGCUUCGGUGCCUAUAGCCCCCCGGGGCCUGCUGCCGGUGCUUGCGGUUGACGCCCGCUUAACCACUUCCCGCGAAGCCCAGCCCCCUGACGGAUUGCCUUUCCUUCGUAACCAUCUCACAAUGUCAACACGACGGAUUUGAUCAGAAUCCCCACGAAUUUUGGCAGCCUAAGAAGUGGGAGCAAAGCAUGCCAAAAAACUGUUCACGUAGAUGUGGAUGUCGCGGCUCAAAAUUUGACAGCGGAUGCCUUUUCAAUAAAUGUUUUCUGGAUUUUCAUGCUCGGGCUCAGUCAGGGUCUCGAACGAAAGGGCCCGGGCUGCGAGCGCUACUUUAAUGGUGUGGAUCAGCGGAGUUGCUUCAAAUUUGAACAGCGGUUUCAAUCGAUGAGCCCAGGUGGUCGUGCAUUGUUUUUUAGUUUAUAUGUGGAUGCAAACGAAGCUUCGAGGUCGCCCAAUUCCUGCCUGCAGCUAGCUGCUACAUGCUUGCUCUUGCUACAUCGAUAUAUGCACUCGACCUUGCGUGAUAGAUGGAGCGCAUUCUCUCACCCAAGUUUAAACUCUUGACGGAUUGAUUACUCAUCUUCGAGGUGAAACUCUGCCCCGAAAUUUCACUACACGAACAGAGGCAGAGACACAGAGAGAGGGAGAGAGAGCAAAUCCAAGAAAUGGAUCCAAAACUUAAAGAGUUGCUGACAUGUUUGCGCGGUCUCCAUAGGUCCAGAGCCACAAGCCGAAGCACUAUUGAAGCAAGAUUGCCUCACGCGUCUCGUGGCAUCAAUUCGGUGACGUCUACAGCAGGUUACUAGUGACUGAAGAACGCCAACGUCCUGUUCAUGAUGAAGAAGAGAAGGGAACAGUAGUGGGCAAGUCGUCAGUCAGGCAGGCGGAUUGGCCUCCAGGGAGGGAGGAGGAGCAGCAGGACGUGGGGAGGGAGGGCUCAGCCUGGACUACAGUGCCCUCUGGUAGAUCAUACCAGACCGAGCAAGAUCAAGUAGAUGACCAGUCGUCGGCUGAGCCCAUGCUACAGUGAGAUUGUAGCCUAGAGGUUAAUCCCUUUAUAUCCCCUCAAUCAUGACUUAUACUAGAUCUGCUCUCACAGUUCUUGGUGAACUACUACAAUCCAGUCCAGUUCAGUCCAGUCCAGGCCAGGCCACGCCAGUCUUCAGUGAAAAACAUAGUUCGGCUCCGAAUGUGCUGACCUGACACGAGGUCGCAUGGUGUACGCGUCGAGAACCAACUUUAAAAACUCUUUCCCCCUGGGUUUAUCACCCACAAUGGUUUCAGUCGCAUGCUCAAAACCGAGACUCUCGGGCUUACUUUCACUGGCAGAGAAGAAAGCCUACGUUACGCACUGCCUGCCUGCCUGACUGCCUAUUGAGCACGAGUGCUCGGGUUGAGACUCGUAGACAGGGAGGGAGGCAGGGAGGGAGAGAGAGGCGAGUCUAAGCAUUGAUUUCGGGGAGGAGAGGUCUAGGGGUACCGUAAACUGCAUAACUACAGUGGUAGAGAGAGAGCCUUGGGACCAACAAAAUGUACGAACGAAAACUCUGAGUUCGUCUCGCAAGUGUGGGACCUCCAUUGAGUAGACCACGUGAUUUUGUAGUUUGUGCUGUGAUCUAUCGAACACCAUCGAGGCAUGUCCAGGUCUUUUGAUUAGGUGGCUCGCACGUUCUCGAGCGUAGAUAGUUACACUCGAGGC